CAUCGAUGUGUUUUGCAUUGCUUUAUAGUCAUGGUGUGUUAAACCUGAGGGAGUUUUGAUGUUUGUGAAAUCACAAAUUCUAUGGCUGCACAGAUCAGGAAAAUGAGAGGUUUGAAACAAAAGAAGGCUCAUCUGAUGGAGAUUCAAGUCAAUGGUGGAGAUGUUGCUAAGAAAGUAUAUUUUGCUUGUAGUUUCUUUGAGAAGAAAAUUCCUGUAAAUGCUGUUUUCCAGAAAGAUGAGAUGAUUGAUAUAAUUGGUGUGACCAAGGGUAAAGGAUAUGAGGGUGUGGUCACAAGAUGGGGAGUCACGCGCCUUCCUCGUAAGACUCAUCGUGGCCUACACAAGGUGGCCUGUAUUGGUGCUUGGCAUCCAGCUAGAGUUUCUUUCACUGUUGCCAGGGCUGGGCAAAAUGGUUAUCAUCAUCGCACUGAGAUGAAUAAGAAAAUCUACAAGCUUGAGAAGGCUGGCAAUGAGUCUCAUUCUGCCAUGAUUGAUUAUAACAGGACCGAGAAAGACAUAACGCCAAUGGGUGGGUUCCCCCACUAUGGAGUGGUGAAACAAGAUUAUGUACUGAUUAAGGGCUGCUGUGUGGGUCCAAAGAAAAGAGUUGUGACCUUAAGGCAGUCUCUCCUGAACCAGACAUCUAGAGUUGCCUUGGAGGAGAUCAAGCUCAAGUUCAUUAAUACAUCCUCCAAAUUUGGCCAUGGUAGGUUCCAGAGACAACACAAGAGAAGGCAAAAUUUUAUGGAAAGCUCAAGGCUUGAGUGACUAAGUGGAAGAGAAUCUUUUAUUUUAUUUUACUCUCUUUUAUCCUCAUUUCAUUGGUUUUAGUUCAGGGAUUUCCAAAAGGGAUUUGGUUUUGGAUCCAGUUCCAUUUUGUUGGCAUCAAAUGAUCAAAUCAUCAAUUUUUUUUUUCAAUUUUUUGGAACCACAACAAAAUUAAAUCAUCAAUUGUUUU
Molecule: messenger RNA, 958 nt
Organism: Rubroshorea leprosula
Lineage: Eukaryota; Viridiplantae; Streptophyta; Magnoliopsida; Malvales; Dipterocarpaceae
Source: the annotation of a GenBank genome assembly